AGCGGGCGGAUGAGGAGAAUGGUGUGAUAAUGGAGCGCGCGCUAUCACCGGGCCACCGUGCGUGCUUGGGACCGCAAAACAUGCUCGUCGGAUGUUCUUACUGCUAAGUAUGUCGGUCACGUCUCGGAUGUAACCACUCGCAGUUGGAGUAUGAUUCACAGACAGGUUAUAUUAUCCCAGGAUCUGUCGAGCUUUGAGUUGGAGAAUCAUAAUGCUGCUGAACCUGUGUAGUGUUAAGAACCUGUACCAGAACCGGCUCCUGGGUCUGGCGGCCAUGGCCUCACCGUCGCGGAGUUCCCAGGGUCGGCGUCGGUGCAAGGACGGCUCGGCCCGGUUCAGCUUCGCCCCUGAGCAGUACCUGAACGGUGGCCACGACCCGCUGGCUCUCACCCGCUCCACCAGCGACACCGACUUGGUGUCGUCGGACAGCCGCUCCACGCUCAUGGUCAGCACGUCCUUCUAUGCCAUCGGCCAGUCCCAGGACAUGGUCAUCUGCUGGGACAUCAAAGAGGAGGUGGACCCUGGGGACUGGAUCGGCAUGUACCUCAUCGACGAGGUGUUGUCGGAGAACUUCCUGGACUAUAAGAACCGUGGCGUGAAUGGAUCCCAUAGAGGUCAGAUCGUGUGGAAGAUUGACCUGAACUCCUGCUUUGUCGAAUCUGAAACGAAGAUCUGUUUCAAGUACUACCAUGGAGUGAGUGGGGCACUGCGCGCGACUACCCCCAGCGUCACGGUGAAGAACUGCCCAGUGAUGCUGUUGAAGCCUGUGGCAUGCCCGGAGGUGACCCAGAGUCUGGGCAGCAGGCGCCUCAUCAGUUUCUCCCUGUCAGACGUCCAGGCAGUGGGGCUGAAGAAGGGGAUGUUCUUCAACCCCGACCCCUACCUGAAGAUCUCCAUCCAGCCCGGCAAGCACAGCACCUUCCCUGCGCUGCCCCACCACGGCCAGGAGAAGAGGUCCGGCAUCGUCUGCAACACCAUCAACCCUGUCUGGCAGCGCGAGCGUUUCAACUUUGUGUCGCUGCCCACGGACGUGCUGGAGAUCGAGGUGAAGGACAAGUUUGCCAAGAGUCGGCCAAUCAUCAAGCGUUUCCUGGGCAAGCUGUGUGUGCCCGUGCAGAGACUGCUGGAGAAGCACGCCAUCGGGGAUCGAGUGGUGAGUUACAACUUGGGUCGCCGGCUGCCUACAGACCACGUCAGUGGACAGCUGCAGUUCCGCUUUGAGAUAACAUCCUCUAUCCACCCAGAUGACGAGGAGGCGUCGCUCUGUGCCGAGCCCGAGUGUCCCGUCGUCCCUGACAGCAGGCAGGCCGAGGACAACCAGGAGGGAGACCCGGUCGUCAUCGCUAACGACGACGAGAACCAGUCGGUGGACGAUGCGGCGAGCCUGGGGCCAGACAUGCCUGACCUGCCGGAGGACGGGGCUCCGGAUGGGACAACGGAGCUGGUGAAGGACGAAGAGGAGGAGGAGGAAGACCUUGACGGCGAGCCCGAGGAGGAGGCCCCGGAAGUGGGCAUUGAGCGCCAGGAGGAGGCCCCGGAAGUGGGCAUUGAGCGCCAGGAGGGUGGGGCUGACGGAGAGGAGAGUGGGGCAGCGGAGGAGGACAUCACCUCAACACUACAGACAGAGGAGGAGGAGCAGGAGCCAGCGACCGAGGAAGGGGCAGCAGAGCGGGAGGAGCAGGAGGUGGGGGAGGAGGUGGGGGAGGAGGCGGAGGCUGCAGGGGGGAAGGAGGCGGAGAGUGGCGAGAGCUCCCGACCACAGGUGGACGGCGAGGCCGAGGUGGACGGCGAGUCCCGGUGCCUGCGCAUGCGUGCCGUCCUCAAGCGCAAGAACCGGCCGUGCUCGCUGCCCGUGUCCGAGCUGGAGACGGUGAUCGCGUCGUCGUGCGGCGAACCCGAGACGCCCCGCUCACACUACAUCCGCAUCCACCAGCUCCUCCACAGCCUGCCCUCUGCCCACCAGCUGCACCGCAGCCAGGACGACGAGGACGACGACGAGGGCGAGGACGAGGGCGAGGGCCACGGAGCGCUGCUGGACACAGAGACGUCUGAGGACACCACGCUCAAGCCCGUGGAGGCCAAGAGGCGAGGGGAGGAGGCCGGCAGGGUGGACGACGAAGACGAGGAGGAGGAGGAAGAGGGCUCGGAGACGCAGUCGCCCUCCACAGUCCCAGCAUGCCCUGGGCCGUGCUGCAGACGGACGCUCCCGCGCAGCCUGUCCAUCGAGCGCCUGUCCGAACUCAACCAGCUCCUGGAGGGCGACGGGACGCCCGACUCCCUCGUCCGCCUGGACAGCGCAGGGGGCGAGGGAGGGAGGGGCCCGAGGGAGAGUGAGUGCGAGCUGUGCGACAACUCCUGCUAUAGCACUUCCUGUUACAGCACUUCCUGUUACAGCACUUCCUGCUACAGCAACUCGACGGGCUACGAGGGCCACCCGCGGGUCUGCAGCCACACGCGCCUCUCCUCGGUGGACAGCGCGCGGCUCUCGGAGAGCACCGUCUUCUCCUCGCAGGAGGACGAGGAGGACGAGGAGGAGAACAGCGCCUUCGAGUCGGCGCCAGACUCCGUCCAGAGCCCCGACGGGCGGGAAGGGGGGGGCGGAGAGAGGAGGCGGGCCGAGAGGGCGGGGUCAAGCCAGUGGGAGGACGAGACGAUGCAGCACAGCGGGGGACACCGAUGCCGCAGAGAGAGGGACGAGUCCCCGGUCGCCGGACCUAGUGGCCGCGCCUCAGGCAAUAGGCCUCCACUGUGCAGUCACCACCCAGUCGCAGUGUUGCCUGCUCUGUGGCCUGACCUCCAGCACUGCCCAGCUAUCGAUGAACCGUUACCGCCAAACUGGGAGGCGCGUAUCGAUAGCCAUGGCCGGGUCUUCUACGUGGACCACGUCAACCGCACCACCACCUGGCAGCAGCCCACCCACGCGGCCAAGUGCACGCGCAUCCAGAGGUCCAGCUCCGUCCAGCAGAUGGAGCAGCUCAACAGACGGUACCAGAACAUCCAGCGGACGAUGGCCACAGAGGAUGACGGCGUCCAGAGGAGAGCGGAGCGGAACAGCAGCACGGACACGGAGACAGAAGCGCCGCCGCAAGCUACCGAGUUGAGAAGGGAGUCUCCUUCCUCCUCUCCAGUCAACCACCAGAAGGUCACCAUGUUGCUGCAGUGUCCAGCGGUCAAGUUUGUCACCCAUCCAGAGUUCUUCACUGUCCUCCACGCCAACUACGGGGCCUACCGGAUGUUCACCAACAGCACCUGUCUGAAGCACAUGAUUCUGAAAAUCCGUCGCGACGCCCGCAACUUUGAGCGGUACCAACACAACAGGGACCUGGUCACCUUCCUCAACAAGUUUGCAGACACACAACUGGAGCUACCCAGGGGCUGGGAGAUCAAAACGGACCCACAGGGCAAGUCAUUUUUUGUGGACCACAACAAUAGAGCGACGACAUUCAUCGACCCCCGGAUCCCCCUGCAGAACGGCCGUCUGCCUAGUCACCUGACCCACCGGCAGCACCUGCAGAGACUACGCAGCUACAGCGCAGGAGAGGCGUCGGAGGUGUCCCGGAGCAGGGGUGCGGCGCUGGUCGUGAGGCCGGGGAACGGCCUGGUGGCCGCCAUCAGGAGUCAGUACCAGCAUGACCCCAUGCCCCUCGCCUAUAAUGACAAGAUCGUGGCGUUCCUGCGGCAGCCCAACGUCUUUGAGAUGCUUCAGGAGCGGCAGCCAAGCCUGGCCCGAAACCACGCUCUCAGGGAGAAGAUCCACUACAUUCGGACGGAGGGGCCCCCUGGGGUGGAGAAGCUGUCCUGUGAUGCGGACCUGGUCAUUCUACUGAGCUUGUUUGAGGAGGACAUCAUGUCCUACAUCCCGGUGCCUCCAUUCCACCCCGGCUUCAGCUUCUCCCCACGCUGUUCGCCCGGCUCCUCCCCCCAGAGCUCCCCAGGACUGCAGCGAGCGCGAGCUCCCGCCCCGUACCGCAGAGACUUUGAGGCCAAGCUGCGCAACUUCUACAGGAAGCUGGAGGCCAAGGGCUAUGGCCAGGGGCCAGGAAAAAUCAAGCUCCUUAUCAGGAGAGGCCAUCUGCUGGAGGGCACCUUUAACCAGGUGAUGGCGUACUCUCGAAAAGAGUUGCAGAGGAACAAGCUGUACAUCACAUUCGUGGGAGAGGAAGGGCUGGACUACAGCGGCCCCUCUCGGGAGUUCUUCUUCCUGCUGUCUCAGGAACUGUUCAACCCGUACUACGGCCUCUUCGAGUACUCCGCCAACGACACCUACACCGUCCAGAUCAGCCCCAUGUCCGCCUUCGUAGAGAACCACCUGGAAUGGUUCCGCUUCAGUGGCCGUAUCCUCGGCCUAGUUCUAAUCCAUCAGUACCUGUUGGACGCCUUCUUCACGCGACCCUUUUACAAAGCUCUACUCAGACUAGCGACUGACCUGAGCGAUCUGGAGUACCUGGACGAGGAGUUUCACCAGAGCCUGCAGUGGAUGAAGGACAACGACAUCACAGACAUCCUGGAUCUGACCUUUACGGUUAAUGAAGAGGUCUUUGGUCAGGUGACGGAGAGGGAGCUGAAACCAGGCGGCUCCAACCUCCAGGUGACGGAAAAGAACAAGAAGGAGUACAUCGAACGCAUGGCCAAAUGGAGGGUGGAGCGCGGGGUGGUGCAGCAGACGGAGGCCAUGGUCCGAGGGUUCUAUGAGGUGGUGGAUUCCCGGCUGGUGUCUGUGUUUGAUGCCCGGGAGCUGGAGUUGGUCAUAGCAGGGACGGCAGAGAUCGACCUGAACGACUGGAGAAGCAACACGGAGUACCGAGGCGGCUAUCAUGACGGCCACAUCGUGAUCCGAUGGUUUUGGGGCGCAGUGGAGCGCUUUAAUAACGAACAGCGCUUGCGUCUGCUGCAGUUCGUCACGGGAACGUCCAGCGUUCCCUACGAAGGCUUUGCUGCACUCCGCGGGAGCAACGGUCUGCGGCGCUUCUGCAUCGAGAAGUGGGGCAAAGCCACCUCACUACCCAGGGCUCACACGUGCUUCAACCGUCUGGACCUCCCUUCCUACCCCUCGUUCACCAUGCUGUACGAAAAGCUUCUGGUUGCGGUGGAGGAGACCAGUACGUUCGGCCUGGAGUGAUGUCCUGCAAGCGGUGGAGGAGACCAGUACGUUCGGCCUGGAGUGAUGUCCUCCAGGCUGGGGGGAUGCAGUGACUGGCAUCUCUUUUUUUAAUGUGAAUAUGAUUUUCUUUUUGACAAAAAAAUGUGUAUUCUCACUUUAUUUUUUACUAAAUCUACUGAAAUAUUCUUACAAAACAAAACAAAAAAACAAAUGGAUCCACAGACAGAGACUGUUGGCUGAAAAUGUCUGCAUGUCAUGUACUAUAAUGGUCAUGUUGUGUAAUUGUCCAUAGUAUGGUGUGGGGUGGAUACAAGGUGGGCUUGUGCAGGUCAAGCUGUGGGCAAUAGUGAUGACCAGGCCCCGGCCUGAGUUAUGCUGUCCAGAAACCUCCGCUAUAAAGCCCUGCAGUUCAGGCCCUAAUUGCCCUAAUUGCCCUCUGAAGUUUGCCUACAAAAAAGCUGCCAUCUUUGAGAUCUGGUAUCUGGCGAUUUUUCCAAUGGGAAAAUAACAUGGGGAUUUUGAAUUAUCGCACCUGUUAAACUCUCGCGGG
Molecule: messenger RNA, 5651 nt
Organism: Alosa alosa (allis shad)
Lineage: Eukaryota; Metazoa; Chordata; Actinopteri; Clupeiformes; Clupeidae
Product: E3 ubiquitin-protein ligase HECW1
Exons: 31
Coding region: 212-5119 (1635 amino acids)
Biological process (GO): regulation of dendrite morphogenesis
Molecular function (GO): ubiquitin-protein transferase activity; protein binding
Source: RefSeq, a predicted model, not a curated record